This is a messenger RNA of Acipenser ruthenus (sterlet), 1965 nucleotides long. RefSeq names its product ladinin-1-like. Gene Ontology annotation, molecular function: structural molecule activity. NCBI's taxonomy places the organism in Eukaryota, Metazoa, Chordata, Actinopteri, Acipenseriformes, Acipenseridae. The record is from RefSeq and is a predicted model, not a curated record. The transcript has 14 exons. The coding region runs from base 175 to 1578 and encodes 467 amino acids.
CAGUUCAGGGUGAAGGUACACCUUCAGCAGAGCACCAGCACAAAGCACUGGCAAGUUAUGGAAAGUUUGUAAAAACUUUAUUUAAGGCACUUCCUUGACACGCUCAGCUGUGUGACUGGAGACCGGGGUGGCUAACUGGAAUUGAAUUGAAAACAAAGAAAAACAACGAGGGAAAUGUCCAUUAGUCGAAAGAACUGGUCAGCUCUGUCCAGUCUGACGAGACAGUGGACCGUGGAGGAUGAGGAGGAGGUGGAGCGGGAGAGAAGACGAAGGAUUCGCAGUACCAGCACCACCUCCGAGCCCCCCGACAGCAGCUCCAAUGAACCCGGGGAGCAGAAACCACACAGUGCUCAGGAUAAAGAGAAACCGGAAGAGGCUGAUCCAGAAAACCUUGCGUUCCUGGAGAUGCUGAAGACACGCGAUGAGCGCAGGAAGAAGAGGCAUCUGGAGACCCUGAUGAGACAGAAGGAGGGGGUGGAGGAGUGCCAGCCCAGCACCCCUGAGCCAGAGAGAGAGGGGCAGGGAGGCAGGGUGGAGGCUGAGGGAGAGGGGCAGAGAGGCAGGGUGGAGGCUGAGGGAGAGGGGCAGAGAGGCAGAGUUGUCAUCGAGAGCAAAGCCCAGAGAGAGGGACAGGGAGGCAGGGUGGCAGUCGAGAGCAAAGCCCAGAGAGAGGGACAGGGAGGCAGGCUGGACACAGAGGCUCAGAAAGACUCCAUGGGAGGGGUUCAGUGGGAGUUAAGGAACUCCACAGGACGAGGCAAAUUCAGGAUUGAAGGUGCUGGAACAGAAACUGCGACGAACCAAGAACCAGUAACAACACCGACAAAAUCUCCCCCCGGGAAAUUCGUGAGUUCCCUGUCCAUUUCCCUCGAUAAGAGUCAGGAGUUCCCAGCUGAGACUAAGAAUCUCUCCUCCCCUACCAGCCCCGCCUCCUCCACCACCCCCGUGGGUACCAGACCCUCACCGAGAGAGAGGAGGGUCAGGACUGAGGGGGCUGCAGUGGAGGAUGUGCAGAUGAGACAUCCCCCUUCCAGAGCCACCUCUUUCAGGGUAACGUCAAGAUCCGAGGACCCCCCCUCACGGUUUAACAGGAGCUCCAGUCUCAGGAUCCCCUCCAGAACCAAAGAAGAAAAGAUGAAGAGAUUAUCAAAGCAAGAGACUACACUUGAUGGGGAAUCUACCCCACCUUUCCAGAGGAACUCCAAGCUAAGAAUCUCUUCUCGGACCAUUGAAGAAAAGCUGGAGAGGUUGGCCAUGGCAGCACAGAAAUCGGAGCAGGUGAAAUCUCCCACUGCAUCUCGUAAAGACUGCUUCCUGUUUGCGGAUGAGGUAGCAAGAAAACGGGGAGUGUUUGAAAGAGAGGCGACGAGCGUGGAGAGAAACAGCGGCACCAGCAGGAAGGACAACCUGGACUUCUCAACUGGGAUCUCAGAGCGAAUCAACCGCUGGAUCAGCAAAACACAGAGGUCUGAGAAAUCUCCUGGUCCCACGGACUUGAGGAAGGUGGACAUCUCCAGCAAGCGCAACCUGUGGAAGAACAGAUCCGAGAGCUCCUCUGCUUCUCCCUCAAAGAGAUAGAGUGACCCUAAGAGGUUCUGCAAACCAACAACUCCUUCAAAAAGUGAAGAAAACAUGUGAAGUCAAGAAAAGCAUUUAUUGCAAGGGGUAUUCGUAAAGAUCAUUUUAUCAUUGUUUUCUGGGUUAUUUUAGUGUAUGGUAAAGAGCUAUUUUACAUGACUGAUCGUUUUUUUCUGAUAAUAUUUUUAAUGUAGGUUCAUUCUGAAGUGAGUGGACAUUUUCACACGCUGAUUUUCAGAUUAUAAAAACUCCAAAUGAAAUGAUAAACAAAGAGAAGAAGCUUCCUGCUCUUUUGUUGAUUCUGACAGACAUUCAAAACGUGUUUUUCCCUGUUUUACCCAAGAUGUUUGUAUUAUUUCAAAAUAAAAGUUAUUUUCUGUAGUUGAA